AUGGGGGUGAGGAGGUUAGUGCGGGUGAUGGGGGGUGAGGAGGUUAGUGCGGGUGAUGGGGGUGAGGAGGUGAGUGCGGGUGAUGGGGGUGAGGAGGUUAGUGCGGGUGAUGGGGGUGAGGAGGUUAGUGCGGGUGAUGGGGGUGAGGAGGUGAGUGCGGGUGAUGGGGGUGAGGGGUUAGUGCGGGUGAUGGGGGUGAGGAGGUUGAGUGCGGGUGAUGGGGGUGAGGAGGUUAGUGCGGGUGAUGGGGGUGAGGAGGUUAGUGCGGGUGAUGGGGGUGAGGAGGUUAGUGCGGGUGAUGGGGGUGAGGAGGUUAGUGCGGGUGAUGGGGGUGAGGAGGUUAGUGCGGGUGAUGGGGGUGAGGAGGUUAGUGCGGGUGAUGGGGGUGAGGAGGUUAGUGCGGGUGAUGGGGGUGAGGAGGUUAGUGCGGGUGAUGGGGGUGAGGAGGUUAGUGCGGGUGAUGGGGGUGAGGAGGUUAGUGCGGGUGAUGGGGGUGAGGAGGUGAGUGCGGGUGAUGGGGGUGAGGAGGUGAGUGCGGGUGAUGGGGGUGAGGAGGUUAGUGUGGGUGAUGGGGGUGAGGAGGUUAGUGCGGGUGAUGGGGGUGAGGAGGUGAGUGCGGGUGAUGGGGUGCGGGUGAUGGGGGUGAGGAGGUUAGUGCGGGUGAUGGGGGUGAGGAGGUUAGUGCGGGUGAUGGGGGUGAGGAGGUUAGUGCGGGUGAUGGGGGUGAGGAGGUUAGUGCGGGUGAUGGGGGUGAGGAGGUUAGUGCGGGUGAUGGGGGUGAGGAGGUUAGUGCGGGUGAUGGGGGUGAGGAGGUUAGUGCGGGUGAUGGGGGAGGAGGUUAGUGCGGGUGAUGGGGUGAGGAGGUUAGUGCGGGUGAUGGGGGUGAGGAGGUUAGUGCGGGUGAUGGGGGUGAGGAGGUUAGUGCGGGUGAUGGGGGUGAGGAGGUUAGUGCGGGUGAUGGGGGUGAGGAGGUUAGUGCGGGUGAUGGGGGUGAGGAGGUUAGUGCGGGGUGAUGGGGGUGAGGAGGUGAGUGCGGGUGAUGGGGGUGAGGAGGUGAGUGCGGGUGAUGGGGGUGAGGAGGUUAGUGCGGGUGAUGGGGGUGAGGAGGUUAGUGCGGGUGAUGGGGGUGAGGAGGUUAGUGCGGGUGAUGGGGGUGAGGAGGUUAGUGCGGGUGAUGGGGGUGAGGAGGUGAGUGCGGGUGAUGGGGGUGAGGAGGUUAGUGCGGGUGAUGGGGGUGAGGAGGUUAGUGCGGGUGAUGGGGGUGAGGAGGUUAGUGCGGGUGAUGGGGGUGAGGAGGUUAGUGCGGGUGAUGGGGGUGAGGAGGUUAGUGCGGGUGAUGGGGGUGAGGAGGUUAGUGCGGGUGAUGGGGGUGAGGAGGUGAGUGCGGGUGAUGGGGGUGAGGGUUAG
Messenger RNA from Knipowitschia caucasica, 1407 nucleotides. The record is from the annotation of a GenBank genome assembly. Lineage: Eukaryota; Metazoa; Chordata; Actinopteri; Gobiiformes; Gobiidae.